Messenger RNA from Lithohypha guttulata, 846 nucleotides. RefSeq lists its product as uncharacterized. Lineage: Eukaryota; Fungi; Ascomycota; Eurotiomycetes; Chaetothyriales; Trichomeriaceae. The record is from RefSeq and is a predicted model, not a curated record. The transcript is spliced from 2 exons. Bases 1 to 846 code for a protein of 281 amino acids.
AUGUUUGCUCUAUAUCUAGACAUUCAGAAACAAAUUGAUAUUGACGAACUAGAAGACGACGAAGUGAAAGGACGCUGGAAAAGCUUUGUUCACAAGUGGAAUCGUGGAGACCUAGCUGAGGGUUGGUAUGAUCCCAGCACACUUCAGAAGGCACUCCAAGCAGCAGACUUACAGAACUUGAACAGAAGCACGAGCGAUGCAGCAGGAAAAGAUGGCCCCGGUCCCUUGUCAGACGAGGUACAGGACGAUAGCCCGGAGGACGAUGACUUCGGACCCGCUCUUCCGCAGGAACUUCAAGCCGUUGUGAGCAGCGAAACAAGCCUGAACAGAUCAGGUCCCACAAUCCCCUCCAUGGAUGAUAUCAGGUCACGUAACGAGGACGCACGUCUUACAGCUGCAGAGGCUAAGGAGCAGAGAUUGGAAGACAUGAGGCAGAGCCGGAAGCUGGAUCGGAAACAGCAGAAAGAAAGACUGGACGAGAUCGCACCUCGUGCAGAAGCAGGUACAAGGGAAAGACAACUAGAAAAGAAACGCGAUAUUGCUGCAUCUAACCGUGCUUUUGCGACGUCGAAGGAUACAGGGGGCGAUGUUGAGGUCCCAGAAAGUGACGUGAUGGGUGGCGACGAUCUGGGUGAACUGAAAAGGAUCAAAAAGGAAGAGCAGAGGAAGAAGACUGAGAGGGAGCUCAAGCGCGAAGAGAUUGAACGAGCCAGAAGGGCAGAGCGGGAGGAGCGCAUUAAAAGGAUGAAAGAAAAGGAAGACAAAACGAUGAGUAUGCUCAGAGAAUUGGCACAGGCUAGAUUCGGUGAUGGCAACGUCCAGUCUGCGACACUCACAGGUGAUUAG